Lolium perenne is the source of this 578-nucleotide messenger RNA. Lineage: Eukaryota; Viridiplantae; Streptophyta; Magnoliopsida; Poales; Poaceae. The record is from RefSeq and is a predicted model, not a curated record.
CUUGUUUAGACGCGUGCAUCUAGGCAGAAAGUUUUGGUACGUGCGCGUCUCGCCGGGAAGCGGUGAUCGUCGGAAAGUUUUGGUACGGCGACAACAGAGGAUGACGACGAUCAUCUAUGAGGAUUUCGUGGUAGAUCGGCAGCAGGAAUUUAUCUAUAGCAGUUUACGGGAUUGGGCGCAUGGCCUGGUGCCUUGGGGUGAAGAAGCCGAGCAGCGCCGAGAAGAAGAGCAGCGGCGCAGAGAAGAGCAGCGCCGAGAAGAUGAGCAGCGCAGAGAAGAAGAGCGCCGCAGAGAAGAACUGCAGCAGAGCCAUCACGAGGAGGAGGUGGAUCCAUUCAAUUUGGAGGACACAACCUUGGCGGCGGCCGGCUCAAGGCUGCAGGCAGAGUGCGCCAUCUGCCUCAAGGACUUCGAGGCGGAGGACAUGGUCAGCACGAUACCGUGCAAACACUGCUUCCAUCAGGGCUGCAUCUCGCAGUGGCUCCGGGUCAGCUGCGUGUGCCCCCUCUGCCGCCGCGCGGUAUGACGUCCACCGUCGACGGAGAUGGAGGCGACCAGCCCAUGACGAAUCAUCUCUA